Prosopis cineraria is the source of this 711-nucleotide messenger RNA. RefSeq names its product 17.5 kDa class I heat shock protein-like. The record is from RefSeq and is a predicted model, not a curated record. Lineage: Eukaryota; Viridiplantae; Streptophyta; Magnoliopsida; Fabales; Fabaceae. Gene Ontology annotation, biological process: response to hydrogen peroxide; protein folding; protein complex oligomerization. The transcript has a single exon. The coding region runs from base 79 to 498 and encodes 139 amino acids.
CAUUCGAGCACCAAUACUAUAAUACUAAUACCACCUGCAGAGCUUGCAAGCCAAGACAAACAAACAAGGAAAGUGAGGAUGUCGUUGGUGCCGAUCAAUUCCAACUCCAGUUCAUCGUUGUGGGAUCCCAUGGACAGGCUGCUCAGUGAUAUGCCCUUUCCCUUCUCUUGGGCCGUGUCCGGCCAUGAUUUUGAUUUGGGGUUUGGGUGGCGCGUGAAUUCCCGUCUCGACUGGAGGGAGAGCUCCGGAGGACACGUGUUGGAGGUGGUGCUUCCUAGGUUCGCCGACGAGGAUGUGCUGGUGGAGCUUCAGGACGACCGCAUGCUGCAGGUGAGCUUGGAGAGCGGCAAUUUCAUGAGCAGGUUCAAGAUCCCAGAGGAUGCGGAUCUCCAACAGUUGAAGGCCUCCAUGAACCACGGGGUUCUGCGCGUCACCGUUCCCAAACUACAAUCCGCUCGCCCUAACGUCAGGGUUCUCGAAAUUGAAGGCGGUGACUGACUCCAUCAUAUGUUAUGACCUGCGUGUGCUGUCAUGUUUCUUAUUUUAGUAUAUGUAUCCAGUAUCCCCCCUGUUCCCAUCUUCCGUUGAAUACUUAAUUACUCUUUGUUCCAUAGAUGUUAAUAUACUCCCUGCUAAUGCCUGACGGUGAACUUAGGCUUAGAGUUAGACUCUAUAUAUGCCGUUCUUAUCUUGUUCUAUGUGCCUGCCAAA